CGGGGUCAGGUGUGGCUGGAACAGACCCUCUGGUGAUUGGGCGGCCUUUGUAGGCGUUUGGGGGCCUGGACCAGCAGGUAGGAGGGGUGGUGGUGGUGUGUCUCUGUGUUUCUCAAAUACGUUUUAAAAUAAAAUUCAAAAAAAACCUCAGCGAAAUCUAGUUCUCUUGUUUCAAAUUUCCAUAUCAGAUCUGGAUACUGAUCUUGGUUUGGUUGUUUUACAUUUUUUCAUGUGCUAUAUUUCAUUUUGGUUUAUAAAUUUUAUUAUGUUACCUUACGGCUUCAUGCUGGAUGAUGGAAUUCAGGUACUGGGUUAAUGAUGUUGUUUUAAUCAGGAAUUCUAGGUUUGUUUUAUUGUUUUGGCUACCAGCAGAAUAUUUUCCUUUGUUUAUGGGCUGUUCUCCAGAUUUUUUCUGGUUUUAAAUUUAUUUGUUUAUUCAUUUGUUCAUUUAUUUAUUCUGUCAAAAACAAAAAACCCAAACAAAGAGAGGCUCUAGACAGAUCUGAUAUGGAGGUGAUUAACAAAAGAACUGUAUUCUUUUUGUUUGUGCCACCCAAAUCUGGGAAAAUUGCUUGAGCAUUCUGAAUGAGUUUGGGAAGAAAACCUCAGUUAAUCUCAAUUUAGAGAAACAUAAAACGUUCUCUUCUACAGAGGGCUUAAUUUCAAUUUUUCCAGACAAGUAGAUCAUAAGAGUAGGUGUUUCCUGCAGUUUUUUAAUCAUAAAAUGACAGUUUGUUGUGUUUCUUUGUAUCGACAGUGAUACUAUUUCUAAUGUAUUGUUUUUCAUAGAAUAAAUGAAUAAGCAUACAAAUAAAUUUAAGACAAGGAAAAAUUUGGGAGUAGUCCCUAAACAAAGAAAUAUGCAGCUGCUGGAAGCCAAAAAAAAAAUACCUGGAAUUGAAGAAUUAAAAUGCUUGAACCCUGAUUAAAAAGGAAAAUUAAUCCAAUUACCUGAAUUGUAUUAUCGGCAUGAAGGCAAAAUGUAACAUAGUUAAAAUAUAAACCAAAAGGAAAUGGAAUUGAUGAAUAAAAUUCCCAAAAUACUAAGAAACAAAGAUUUUGUUCCCAGAUCUGAUAUGGAGCUUUGCAAAAAGAACUGGAUUUUUCUGGUUUGUUGCACCCAGAACAGGUCAAGUUGCUUUAUAAUUCUGAAUUAUUUUAACAAGGAAAUCACAGUCAAACUUGGUUUGUGAGACUUAAAAAUCUUCUCUACUACAAAUUAUAAUUCUGAAUUAUUUUAACAAGGAAAUCACAGUCAAACUUGGUUUGUGAGACUUAAAAAUCUUCUCUACUACAAAAGGGUUAAAUUUCACUUUUCCAGACACAUUGAUCAUAAGGGUAGGUGUUCCUUGUAGUUUUCUAAUCAUAAAACUCUAAUUUCUUGGGUUUUUCUGUACAAUAGGGAUACUAUGUCAAGUGUGUUUUUCUGACAGAAUACACAAAUAAAUAAAUUUAAAAAUCAUAAAACUGUGCAGAACAGCCCAUAAACAAAGAAAAAGGCAGCAGCUGGAAGCCAAAGCAAUAAAACAAACUUAGAAUUCCAGAAGGUAAAAAACCUACACACUGAUUAAAGAAGAGCAUUUAUCCAUUUACUUAAAUCCAUUAUCUGGCAUGAUGCCAAAAUGUAACGUAAUAAAAUUCAUAAACCGAAAUGCAGUGCAAUACAUGAAAAAAUACAAAAAAAAAAAAAGAGAAAACCACCACAGCCAAAGAGGCUGUAGCCAGAACUGAUAUGGAGCUCUGUAACAAGAGAACCAGCUUUUUCUAGUCUGUGGCACCCAAAACAGGCCAAGAUUGCUGAUUUUGAAUUCCAAAUGAUUUUAAUAAGAAAACUGAAGUUAAACUUGUUUUAGAGACAUUUAAAAUUCUUCUCUCCCACUUAAAUUUCAUUUUUCCCAUAAGAUAGAUCAUAAGGGUAGUUUUCUCAUCACAAAUCUCCAAUUUGCUGUUUUAGGUAUCAUAUUGGAUAUUAUGUCAAAUGUGUUUUUAUUUAGGACAGAAUAAAUAAUCCAAUGAAUAAACAAAUAAAUUUAAAGUCAAAAUAAUGUGGUGAACAGUCCAUAAACAAAGAAAAUAUUGACUAGUUGAAGCCAAAACAAUAAAAGAAAAUCUAGAAUUCCAGAAGGUAAAAUGCCAGUGCCCUGAUAAAAAGAAAGGGUAUUUGCAUAAUUACCAGAAUUCCAUUAUGCAGCCUGAACCCAAAAUGUAAAAUAAUAAAAUUUAUAAGCCCAAAUGAAAUGAAAUACCAAAUAAACCAACAGUCUGCAGCCAGAACUGAUAUGGAAGUUAGCAACAAGAGAACCAGAUUUUUCUUGUUUGUGCAACCAAAAACCAGACAAGUUGUUUUAGGAUUCCAAAUGAUUUAACAAGAAAAUCGCAGUAAGAUUCAUUUUGGAGAAAUUAAAAUCCUUCUCUUGCACAAUACAGUUAAAAUUUAAUUGACCCGGAUGCAUACAUCAUAAGGGUAGGUGUUCCCAAAAGUUUUCUAAUCAUAAAACUCCAAUUUUUUUGUGUUUUAUUGUAUCAUAAGUGAUACAAUGUCAAUUUUAUUGUUGUUUAUGACAGAAUAAAUAUAUAAACAAAUGAAUAGAUUGAAAACAAGGAAUAAAAGGGGCAAUAGCUCAUUAACAAAGGAAAAGUUGGCUGCUGUAAGGGAAAAUAAGAAAACGAAAGUAGGAUUGCAGAAGGUGAAAUGCCUGAGACCUGAUUUAAAAAAGAAAAUUAAUUCAAUUACCAAAAUUCUUUAAUCUGGCGUGAAGUCAAAAAGUAACAUAAUAAAAUAUAUAAACUGAAAUGAAAUAUAAUACAUUAAAAAUACCUAAAAAAGCAAAUAAACAAAGAGGCUGUAUCCAGAUCUGAUAUGGAGUUUUGCAAUGAGAGAAGCAGAUUUUUCUCCUUUGUGCCACACACAAAAAGUGUGUAACAGCCCAUAAACAGCUGGCUGCUGGAAGCCAAAACAAAACAAAACAAAAAAAAGUAUGAUUCCAGAAGGUUAAAUGCCAGUGCCCUGAUUAAAGAAGACCAUUUUUACAAUUAUGUAAAAUUAUGUAGAACGAAGUCAAAAUGUAACAUAUUAAUAUUUAUAAGCCAAAAUGAAAUGUAAUGCAUUAAAAUGCAAAACAAACAAGCAAAGAGGCUGUAGCCAGAUCUGAUAUAGAGCUUAGUAACAGGAGAACUGAUUUUCUGGUUUGUGCCUCUCAAUACUGGCCAAGGGGCUUCAGCAUUUCAAAUGAUUUAAACAAAAAAAUUGUAGUCAAAUUCAUUUUGGAUAAACUUAAAAUCCUUCUCCUUCACUUUUCCCAGACACAUAGAUCAUAAGGGUAGGUGUUCCCUGUAGUUUUCUAAUCAUAAAACUCCAAUUUAAUGUGUUUCUUGUAUCAUAAGCGAUACUAUGUCAAAUGCAGUUUUGUUUUUAAAAGAAUAAAUAACAAUGAAUAAACAAAUAAUUAAAUUUGAAACAAGCAAACUUUUGGUGAACAGCUCAAAAACAAAGGAAAAUGCAGCUGUGGUAAGCCAAAACAAUAAAACAAAUAAGGAUUCCAGAAUGAAAAAAUGUGUGAGCCCUGAGAUAUAUAUAUAUAUAUAGGUAAUUAGAUAAAUAAUAUAUAUGUAUAUUAUAUUAUACAUAUAAUAAUUUAUAUAUAUUCAGGUACUUAGAUAAGCAGCUCAAUUCACAAUAGCUAAGACAUGGACUCAACCUAAAUGCCCAUCAACAGAAGACUGGAUAAAGAUAUUAUGGGAUAUGUACUCUAAAGAAUAGUAUAUAGCAGUAAAAAAUGAAAUCCAGUCAUUUGCUACAAAAUGGAGGAAUCUGGAAAACAUCAUGGUGAGUGAAAUAAGCCAGUCCCCAAGCGAUAAAUAUCAUAUAUUCCCCCUGAUCUGUGACAACUAACUGAGCAUCUAGAAGAAAACCUGUCAAAUGAAACAGACACUAUCCAGGCUGUGACUCAGGGAUGCAGACGCUGAUGGCCCAGCUUCUCCCAGAGAACCCUGGAGAGGCAAGACUGGAAGCAGUCCUGGAACUUCGGAGGCUGGAUGGGGCAGUGUGCAGAAGCAUCCUGUGUCGCCGUGGUGACGGCCAGUGGGGAGUGCGCCUGCACCUGGCGCUGUGACCCGGAAGUGCACCCGGUCAGCCUGGCGCCUACAGCCCAGUGGUGCUCAGGUGGGAGUCAGCGCCGUGUCCGCUCCUGCCGAGAGCCUGCACGAGCCGUGAGUAGCUGUCUGCGAUGCUGCUGGCCGAGCCUGAGGGAGACCCAGCGGCCCCAGGGCCAGGCCGGGAUCAGGAGAGGCUGCCGCGCCGUUUCCCAGGCGCGUUUCUCUUCUUCGGCCCCUUCCGGAAGCAGCGGCCUUGGCGGGCCUCUGUCCUGCCAGCAGACCGGGCCCCCUUGGAGAUUGGUACACUUGUUGCAGCCUUCCUCUGGUGACGAGAAAUCUACCAACGUGUCUAUGCAGCUCUUCAACGCAGGGACUGAGCAACUCAUCGUCACCUUAGAAAACAUUGGCCAGGAACCCCUGGAGACACUGGAGGUCACCUCCAAACUGCUCCCCACCAAGGAGAUACUGUACGGCGACUUCCUGAGCUGGAAGCUGGAAGAAAAUCUCACCCAGUUUCCCCUGCAGCCUGGGCAGGCGGCCACCUUCACUGUCACCAUGAAAGUGAGCCUGGAUUUCUCCUGCCAGGAGGGUCUCCAGCAGGACCUGAGUGACAGUAAGCAGCUCCCUCGUUUCCGAGAGCUCACCCGCUCCCAGGUGUGCAUUGUAGCCAGCUCUCCAUGGUGCCUGCCACCGGCCAUGUGACUCACCCAUCUGAGACCUCUCCUACUUUGUUAGCAGCGUGGCUUACUGCAGGCACAUUAUAGAGACAAUUUCUCAAUUCCCACUCUUGACUGUCUUGUCCUGAUUUGCUAGGUGGUCGUCCUAAGGGAGUGGAAUGCUGUAAUUUUCCCCCCAAGUGUGCCUGCUGUGUUGGUGGGACACACAGUGGUGAUGAUGGAGUUCUCCCAUCUGGUGAUGCCAGUAAGGAGACGGAGCUGGGGGCAAUGGGAAUUGUAUCUGCUGCAGCACCAGGCCUGGCCAUGUGGGGACGUGAGUUCACAGAUUAGCUGUGUCAGGUUGUCACAUGCUCUUCUGGAGGCCUUGGGCUUGUGUUAGUCAGCUCAGGCUGCUGUAACAAACCCCACAGCUGGCCUGGCCCAGCCACAGACAUUGACUUUCUGCUGGUUCUCAGCAUUGCAAGUCUGACCCAGGUGCUAGCAUGGUUGGGUUCCUGGUGAGGGCGGCCAUCUUCUUGCUGUGU
Molecule: messenger RNA, 5296 nt
Organism: Oryctolagus cuniculus (rabbit)
Lineage: Eukaryota; Metazoa; Chordata; Mammalia; Lagomorpha; Leporidae
Source: RefSeq, a predicted model, not a curated record